Molecule: messenger RNA, 3557 nt
Organism: Liolophura sinensis
Lineage: Eukaryota; Metazoa; Mollusca; Polyplacophora; Chitonida; Chitonidae
Product: programmed cell death protein 6-like
Exons: 8
Coding region: 228-980 (250 amino acids)
Biological process (GO): COPII vesicle coat assembly
Molecular function (GO): calcium ion binding
Source: RefSeq, a predicted model, not a curated record
ACGCCGACGUAAUCUACAGUAGUUUCUGAUAUUUAAUUUACGCAAAUCGUGAUAUACACAAGACGUAUCAGUAAGCUUGACGCAUCAUCCCAUGAGUGAACUUAGCCUCGAACAGAAACGGAAGUGGCGUUUACACUUAGCUAUGACGUAUCGAUCCGGUGGGCGACUGUCAGCGAUCUUGUCAUUCUCUGGGUGAACUACUGCACGAUACAGUGUUAUUUGUCGUCAUGUCUUGGGGACAGCCAACUCAACAACCAUAUGGUGGUUAUGGACAAGGAGCAUACGGCACUAACAGAGGCUAUGGUGGGCCCCCAGCACAGGCCUAUGGACAGCAGUAUGGGGGAGGGGCACAACAGCAGUAUGGGUAUGGCCCUCCCCCUCAGCAGAAUCCGUAUGGAGCGCAGGGCUAUGGGGGACGUCCCCCAGUCCCGGCCUACUCUGCACCACCAGCAGGACCGCCCCCAGGGAUAAACCCUGAACUCUGGUCCUGGUUCCAGUCAGUGGACCAAGAUCGAUCUGGAAGGAUUUCUGCUGAUGAACUUCAGAGGGCACUUGUCAACAGUAACUGGUCACAGUUCAAUUCUGAAACAUGCAGGCUAAUGAUUGGCAUGUUUGAUAAAGACAGAAGUGGAACAAUUGACAUUCAUGAAUUUGCAGCACUAUGGAAGUACAUUCAGGAAUGGAAAUCAUGUUUUGACAGGUUUGACACUGACCGGUCAGGAAAUAUAGAUGCCGGAGAACUUAAUAAUGCUUUUAAUGCCUUUGGCUACAGACUAUCCCCCCAGUUUUGUCAGCUUGUAGUCAGAGUGUUUGAUAAAAGGAGUACAACAACCAUACAGUUUGAUGACUUCAUCCAGGCCUGCGUCAUGCUGAAAUCUCUCACAGAUAAAUUCAGGGCACAUGAUGUACAACAGCAAGGUGUUAUACAUAUCAGUUAUGAACAGUUUCUUGAAAUGGUGUUGGAUAACACACUGUCCUAGCAAAGCCAGGAUCCUAUCAGAGUUUGUGGAGACAUUGAGUGAAACUUACAUUCCAUGCAAAUGGAAGACCUGUGACAGAGGAAAGUGGUUAAUACAUACAGCGGAGGCCAUUUCUGGGUGUUCAGUUAGCACCUGCUUCAUCUCCAGAUAUUUCUGUUUGUGAUCAGUGGUAGAAGUACAAGUGACAUGUUCUAGCCAUUGAUUUGACAUUCAGUGGCAGUAAAUUCUAUGAGCCCUGGGAGGCUCCAUGUGAAUGCCAAGUUUUCCAGUCAUCACAUGAACUAAGACAUGUUUAGUAAAGUCACCAACUCCACAUUUGUUACCCUUAGUGUAUGCAGUGGCACUACUGGUGGCUUAUGGUGGCAGAUUGAACAAUGAAUUAGUGGCUGAGAGCGCCCCAAGUACGUGCCAAUGAAUAGAACACUCAUUCCAUGUAGUUGUUGUAGAACAGAAUUGUUUACUGAGGACACUUCCUAUGGUACAAUAGUCCUAGAAAGUCAUUAUAAAUUAUGAUAAAUUGGAUGAUGGUGUACAAUUCCUGUGGACAAAGAUUAGUGCCAUUGUCUUAGAUGGAAAAAAGUACCUUUCAGAACUAUUUCAUUGCAGCAUGUUUAUUUGUAUAAACAAAUUGUGAGGAAAAGCAACAUGAUAACUGGUAUAAUUCAAAUUUCAAAGAAUUCAGUGUUACUGAAUGUGUUCAUAUGUUACUGGCAACUGAAGGGCAUAAAGAGUUGCUUGAAUCAUUGGUCAGGGGGAUAUUUACUUUUGUCAUGGUCGGCUAAUUCUGUAAUUGGAAGCCAUAACAAGUCAUUGAGGGGACUGGCAGUGUCUUUACUAUAUUAUACCUUGUUAAGGCACAAAAAAUCAGUUUUCAUUAAUUGUUAUUUACAUACUUGGUAAAAUGAAUGUGUUGCAGAUUUCUUUGUCUUAGAACUCUUUGUUUUAAUCAUAUUUUUGAAACUUUUUACCGUAAUGACCAUGGUUCCAUACGCCUGUCUAAUACAGUUGCUGUCACAAGUGUCAAAGAGUUGUGAAUUUUUUUUUUGACCAUAAAUGUCAAAAGAAGAUAUCUGUCCUGCUCCUCUAAAAUCUAAUUAGACUGCAUUCAGCCUGUGGUACAUGAAGCUUCAGGUGCAAAUCUGGUGUUGAAUACUGAUUUUACUCUUGAAAAAAAUGGCUAGUGUAAAACUAUAGAUGAAUAUUAAGAGGGGAAAAAAAGCAUUAGAGAUAUAUUCUGUGUAAAAUAUUGCAAGCAGAAUCAGUUUAGGUAAAAUAGAGAGGGAAAUGGACACUAUUAUGGAAAGGUCUGAAGAUUUUCCCCUGUUUAUAACCCUUGUGCAAAGUAGGCUCUUAAAAGAUUAUGUAGACGCCAGAAUCAAAGCAUAAACAUACUGCUGUUAGCAGGUAGUUGUUACCUGUAGAUUUGGUUGUGAUGGCUAGAAACUUUUCACAAUUGUAUCAGAAUCAGAAUGUUAUCAGCAGGUAACACUGCACAAGAUUUGUAUUACAGUGGAUAUUUGAAAGCCAGUAAUACCCAACGAUAUCAAAUUGCUUAUUGUAUAUAGAUCUCCACCUAUAUCAACUUAACAUUUCUAUGUUAAUUCUAUGAAAAUUAUGGAUUGAGUCUUUGUUUAGUUUACACAUGCCCAUAGUGAAGUAUAUGUGUGUGUGUGUAUAUCAUGAUUUUUAUGGGAAUAUGAAACAAAAAUGUUUACAUGUUAGCAUCUAUAGUAGUUAUGAAACGUUUACGUGCUGCUUUUAUAAGAAUGUAUACAUUUUGUAAACAGCAAAAAUUCACUUCCAAGAUUGUCUUUAUCUGAAACACCAUUCUCUCUUUUAUUCUUAUCUAUCUGUCUUGUAUAUUCAGCAUAAUGAGCUUAUCAACAUGUAUAACCCCCAUUAGAUAUUUAUGUUACUCUGUCACUAAACAUGCCUUGUGAUAGUUUUCUUGUGCGCUGAUAGGUAUGCGGAAACAUAGGCCCACAUGACAACAUACUGUGUCCUCGUGUGAUCUCUUCCCUCCAGUCCUAAACCUGACUGGCCUUAGUGAAGUGAAAUAAUUUCAAGUUAUGCAGAAAACUGAAUUUAAAUUUAUAACUAAACCCCAUGAAGGUGUCUGUAAUACUGUAUACAACUUACAUGUAUUUAUUUUGUAUGUAUGUAUUGGGGAACAUUACUUGUUUCAUAAAACGGCUUCCUUGAACAGGGGGAGGUAACUUUUUUCUGCCUUGAUAUAUCAGUAGGAUUAAGCGAUGAAAAUACACCACCAGAAGAGCACGGUUACCUUUAUCUGGUAAAAGUUCAUAGAUUGAUUAAUGUAAACAGGAGUGUAGUUCUGUUGAACUUACUGUCACACGGUACAGUAGGUCGUCUAUACUGUUAAUGAUAAUUCUGUGUUGUGUUCUUGUCCUGUGGGAUUGCUCAAACCUGCAUGUUGUCCAAAAUUUUCGUAAACAUGCUAUUUUUGUACAACGUUUAACUGAAUGAGGUGUGUUCCGGUUUGGCUGUCAGGUGUAUUGGUUGAUGUAAAUUGCUGAAUACUGUUGUAAAGUCAGAUAAAGUUCUUUUUUAAUCUUC